Molecule: messenger RNA, 1384 nt
Organism: Mustela lutreola (European mink)
Lineage: Eukaryota; Metazoa; Chordata; Mammalia; Carnivora; Mustelidae
Gene: RBM4
Product: RNA binding motif protein 4
Exons: 4
Coding region: 153-1250 (365 amino acids)
Biological process (GO): mRNA splicing, via spliceosome
Cellular component (GO): cytosol; nuclear speck
Molecular function (GO): zinc ion binding; mRNA binding
Source: RefSeq, a predicted model, not a curated record
CUUUAACUUAACUGAGCAGCCAAUCCGCUGGUACACUCACCUCCCCUUCUACCCAGAGUCACUGCUGCGGCCGCCGCCAUUUUAGCGUUUUGUCAGAAGCGUCUGCGCCGCGAGGAAGAGCCCCUGCUGAUUUCCGUGCGGGCUGUGUCGAGAUGGUGAAGCUGUUCAUCGGAAACCUGCCCCGGGAGGCCACAGAGCAGGAGAUCCGCUCACUCUUUGAGCAGUAUGGGAAGGUGCUGGAAUGUGACAUCAUCAAGAACUACGGCUUUGUGCACAUAGAGGACAAGACGGCGGCCGAGGAUGCCAUCCGCAACCUGCACCACUACAAGCUGCACGGGGUGAACAUCAACGUGGAAGCCAGCAAGAAUAAGAGCAAAACCUCCACAAAGUUGCAUGUGGGCAACAUCAGUCCCACCUGUACCAACAAAGAGCUUCGGGCCAAGUUUGAGGAGUAUGGUCCAGUCAUUGAAUGUGACAUCGUGAAAGAUUAUGCCUUCGUACACAUGGAGCGGGCGGAGGAUGCAGUGGAGGCCAUCAGGGGCCUUGACAACACAGAGUUUCAAGGCAAACGAAUGCACGUGCAGUUGUCCACCAGCCGGCUUAGGACUGCGCCCGGGAUGGGAGACCAGAGCGGCUGCUAUCGGUGCGGGAAAGAGGGGCACUGGUCCAAAGAGUGUCCGAUAGAUCGUUCGGGCCGAGUGGCAGACUUUACCGAGCAAUAUAAUGAGCAAUAUGGAGCAGUGCGUACACCUUACACCAUGAGCUAUGGGGAUUCGUUGUAUUACAACAACGCGUACGGAGCGCUCGAUGCCUACUACAAGCGCUGCCGUGCUGCCCGGUCCUAUGAGGCAGUGGCGGCUGCAGCUGCCUCUGCGUAUAAUUACGCAGAGCAGACCCUGUCCCAGCUGCCACAAGUCCAGAACACAGCCAUGGCCAGUCACCUCACCUCCACCUCUCUCGAUCCCUACGAUAGACACCUGUUGCCGACCUCAGGAGCUGCUGCUGCUACAGCCGCUGCUGCUGCAGCAGCCGCUGCUGCUGUUACCGCAGCUUCCACUUCAUAUUACGGGCGGGAUCGGAGCCCCCUGCGUCGCGCUACAGGCCCAGUCCCCACUGUUGGAGAGGGCUACGGUUACGGGCAUGAGAGUGAGUUGUCCCAAGCUUCGGCGGCCGCGCGGAAUUCCCUGUACGACAUGGCCCGGUAUGAGCGGGAGCAGUAUGCGGAUCGGGCGCGGUAUUCAGCCUUUUAAGGCUUGAGGUGGGAUGUGUGUGGGCUGAAAUUCCGAGCUGCGGUUGUGCAUGAGAAUACACCCUUCGUGGUACCCCAUCUCCGGGACGUUCUCGGCUCUGUACGUUCAGUCCCUCAGGAACCGUGGACCUUAAU